Molecule: messenger RNA, 1179 nt
Organism: Orycteropus afer afer
Lineage: Eukaryota; Metazoa; Chordata; Mammalia; Tubulidentata; Orycteropodidae
Gene: G6PC1
Product: glucose-6-phosphatase catalytic subunit 1
Biological process (GO): gluconeogenesis; glucose 6-phosphate metabolic process
Cellular component (GO): membrane
Molecular function (GO): glucose-6-phosphatase activity
Source: RefSeq, a predicted model, not a curated record
AGAGCAAUUAUCACCAAGCCUGAAAGUAUUGUGAGGGCUCAGCUGACAGCUUCCUGAGGUGCCAAGGGAAUGAGGCUAGAGGAAGGCAUGAAUGUUCUCCAUGACUUUGGAAUCCAGUCAACACGCUACCUCCAAAUGAAUUACCAGAACUCCCAGGACUGGUUUAUCUUGGUGACCGUGAUCGCAGACCUCAGGAAUGCCUUCUAUGUCCUCUUCCCCAUCUGGUUCCAUCUUCGAGAAGCUGUGGGCGUCAAACUUCUCUGGGUAGCUGUGAUUGGAGACUGGCUCAACCUCGUCUUUAAGUGGAUUCUCUUUGGACAGCGCCCAUACUGGUGGGUCUUGGACACUGACUACUACAGCAACAGCUCCGUGCCCCUGAUAAAGCAAUUCCCUGUCACCUGUGAAACUGGGCCAGGGAGUCCCUCCGGCCAUGCCAUGGGUACAGCAGGUGUAUACUAUGUGAUGGUCACAUCCACCCUCUCUAUCUUUCGGGGAAAGAAAAAAACAACCUACAGAUUUCGGUGCUUGAAUGUCAUUUUGUGGUUGGGAUUCUGGGCCGUGCAGCUAAACGUCUGUCUGUCUCGAAUCUACCUUGCUGCUCAUUUCCCUCAUCAGGUGGUUGCUGGAGUCUUAUCAGGCAUUGCCGUUGCUGAAAUUUUCUGCCACAUCCAGAGCAUCUACAAAGCCAGUCUCAAGAAAUAUUCUCUCAUUACCUUCUUCCUGUUCAGCUUUGCCAUUGGAUUUUACUUGCUGCUAAAGGGGCUGGGUGUAGACCUCCUAUGGACUCUGGAGAAAGCCAAGAGAUGGUGUGAACAGCCAGAAUGGGUCCUAAUCGACAGUACGCCCUUUGCCAGCCUCUUCAGGAACAUGGGGACACUCUUUGGCCUGGGGCUGGCUCUCAACUCCAGUAUGUACAAGGAGAGCUGUAAGGGCAAACUCAGCAAGUGGCUCCCCUUUCGCCUUAGCUGCAUCCUAACCUCCUUGGUUUUUCUGCACCUCUUUGACUCUUUGAAACCCCCAUCCCAAAUUGAGCUCAUCUUCUAUGCCCUGUCCUUCUGCAAGAGUGCAGCAGUGCCCCUGGCAUCUGCCAGUCUCAUCCCAUACUGCCUCAUCUGGGUCCUGGGCCAGCCAGACAAGAAGUCCUUGUAAGGGAUGUGGAGUCUUCAGUAUUUAAAGUCA